CCUAUAAAAGCCAUUCAUAGUAGUCGACGGAAAGCAUCGAUCCCCAACAACCCUCAUUUCAACGGAGAAAAGCGAGCAGUAAACUUCUUCUGGCUGUUGGAAAUGAAAAUGGCAGGUUUUAGCCACCCUCUACUGGUAGCUCUGUCUGUAUUUGCAUUAGUAGCAUUCAAUCCAAGCUCAGUUGAUGCUAAGUUCGCAAAGAGUACUUACUUCACCUGGGGCGCGCACCAUGCCUCAAUGUCGAGCAAUGGGGAAGACCUCCAGCUGGUGUUGGACAAAACAUCAGGCUCUGCGAUCCAGUCGAAGAGGGCGUUCUUGUUUGGCAGCAUUGAAAUGUUGAUCAAGCUGGUGCCUGGGAACUCUGCAGGAACAGUUACUGCAUAUUACGUAUCCUCCACGGGAGAUAGACACGAUGAGAUUGACUUUGAGUUUCUUGGAAAUGUGUCUGGGCAACCCUACAUCAUCCACACUAACGUCUACGUACAAGGAAAUGGAAGCAGGGAACAGCAGUUCUACCCGUGGUUUGACCCAACUGCUGACUAUCACAACUACACCAUCCACUGGAACCCUACCGCCAUUGUGUGGUAUGUGGACAGCAUACCAAUCAGAGUUUACCGCAACUACGAGAGCCAGGGGGUUCCUUACCCAAACAAACAAGGAAUGAAAGUUUACUCCAGCCUUUGGAAUGCUGAUAACUGGGCAACCAGAGGCGGCUUGGAGAAGAUUGACUGGAAUUCUGCUCCCUUCAUAGCCAGGUACCGCAAUUUCAGGGCCAGGGCUUGCAAGUGGAAUGGACCUCCCAGCAUCACUGAAUGUGCUGUCAGUACCCCUGGUAACUGGUGGACAUCUCCUGCAUACAAACAGCUGAGCUUCGCCAAACAAGGGCAGAUGAAAUGGGUGAGAGAUAACCACAUGAUCUACGACUACUGCAAAGAUUCCAAGCGAUUCAACGGCAACAUGCCCUCAGAAUGCUUCAAGCCACAAUUAUAA
Linum tenue is the source of this 990-nucleotide messenger RNA. Lineage: Eukaryota; Viridiplantae; Streptophyta; Magnoliopsida; Malpighiales; Linaceae. The record is from the annotation of a GenBank genome assembly.